This is a messenger RNA of Arctia plantaginis, 549 nucleotides long. Lineage: Eukaryota; Metazoa; Arthropoda; Insecta; Lepidoptera; Erebidae. The record is from the annotation of a GenBank genome assembly.
AUGGUUCGAAAAUUAAAGUUUCAUGAACAAAAACUUCUUAAAAAGGUAGACUUUAUAUCAUGGAAAGUAGACAAUAAUCUAAAUGAAGUGAAAGUGAUGAAAAAAUUUCAUAUUCAAAAACGUGAAGAUUAUACAAAAUACAAUAAGUUGUCAAGAGAAAUCCGUGAUCUAGCAAAUAAGAUUAAAGAAUUGGAUGCCAGCAGCGAGUUCCGAACUGAAUCUAGUGCUCAGUUAUUAGAGAAACUGUAUCAGAUGGGUCUUAUCCCAACGAGAUGGGACCUAGCCUUAGCAGCUAAUGUAAAUGCUAGUGCCUUUUGUAGGAGGAGGCUCCCUACUGUUAUGGUUAGAAAUAAAAUGUCUGAAAACAUGAAAGAAGCAACAAAGUUUAUAGAGCAAGGCCAUGUCCGGGUUGGACCCGAGGUUGUGAAGGACCCAGCGUUCCUUGUCAAUCGUUCUCUGGAGGACUUUGUCACAUGGGUUGAUGGAUCAGCCAUUAGAAGACAUGUCAUGGAAUAUAAUGAUUUGCGGGACGACUUCGAAAUGUUAUAG